This is a messenger RNA of Moneuplotes crassus, 1933 nucleotides long. The record is from the annotation of a GenBank genome assembly. Lineage: Eukaryota; Ciliophora; Spirotrichea; Euplotida; Euplotidae.
CUUCUUCUAAUUUGAAAUAAAUUAAUAAAGAUUGAAAAUUAAUGAAAGUUGUGCCUAUGCAGCCAAACCAAUAUGGACAUAGCCCAGAUGCAUAUUUGGAAUUAAAACUGACUAAGAACAUUGAUAAAGAGUCUUAUUUUGAUUUUCUCUCUGGAAGGAAAGAUGUAGAGACUCAUAAAUUAAGAGGCUCUGCGGUUCUCCACCUGCAGGUGGAGAACCUCACCGAGCCUCAUAAUGCAGCAGUCACUUUUCUAUCAACUGCUGAGCUCAGAGAUCAGGAGAAGCUAGAACAGUAUUCAAAUUAUUUCUUGAAAAUUGGAGCUUCCUGAAACGGAUAUUUAUUUGAGCUUGGAGAGAUUGCUAAUGAUGCCUCUGAGCAGGCCAGGAACAGUGGUGAGGUUCUACAGAAAGAAGAUACUCAAAAACUUCCAGUUGGAAAGUCAGCGAUUUGGGAAGUGAUUUCUCAAGCGCCAACCACAGUACACGGAUUUAGAGGGUCUAAAGCUGAGGAGGGAGCUUUGGUUAAAUUUGGGAGAAAUUUGUUCAAAGUUGCAGAAAUUGGAAGCAGAGUUAUUAAAAAUUCAGCAACUCAUCUUUCGUAUGACCAUAGACCUAUGGAUGAUAUGGACCAAGUAGGGAUCUUUACUGGAAGAGAUAGUAUGGAUAGUAGUUUAAAUAAAACUUCAAGUAAGAAAAACAGUUGCCGGGUUUGUCUUGAGUCCCAAAAUACAGAAGACGAUCCCCUUGUUCAUUUGUGAAAUUGUACAGGGAGUGUAAAAUUCAUCCAUUACCAGUGUCUUCUUCAAUGGAUCGAGAGCCAGAGGGAUGUCACUCAUCAUAAAUUUUAUUCUUUAUAUAAAUGGAAAACACUCAGCUGAGAAAUUUGUAAAUCUAAAUUUGAUGAUGAAAAAUUGAUCGCUCUCACAGGGAAAUCAAUGUUCGAGUAUGAUUUCCCAGAGACAGACCCAUACCUUGCUCUUGAAGGAAUAAAAGAGAAAGAAAUCGAGCGAACUUAUGCAAAGAUUAUAUUUUUAAUCAAGUUUGUUGAUAACAAGCACAAGCUUCUUUUAGGAAGAGCUUCAGACGCAGAUGUAAAGAUCAAAGACAUCCAGAUUUCACGAUUUCACACUUAUUUUCAUCUAGUUUACAACAAAAAGGGUGUUCCUGAGAUAUGGCUGGAGGACCUCGCAUCCAGAUUUGGAACGCUUAUCAGCAAAACUAACAUUCCCAACAUAAACGCUUCUUCCCCAGUCGCCUGUUUUCAGGUUGGAUGAAUAAUGAUUUCAGCCAAAUAUAAGAGAAACAAAAAUUCUUGCCUCUGAUUUAUUGCCAAAGAGAAAAAUAUCAUGGCUGGCUUCAAUUUCGUCAGCCAUAAAUCCUACUUUAGUGCUGAAAUGGGCAAGCAGAUAAUGGCCUCCAUGGAGAGGAAGACAUCUAAGAGCAUGGCCACUAAUUUCCCUCUCCGGAUUUCCAGAGAUAAUGAUCAAGACAAAAUGAACUGGGAUAAUCCUCUUGAAGCAAUCAAUGAAGACCGAGAUUGGGAAAAUAAUGAUCUGGAAGAACGGAAAGUCAGUCGGAGGCCUUCAGAAGAAGAAGACCCUAAUUUAAUGAUGAAAGACCCUCAUAACUUGCCAACUUCAGUACAUUUUCCUAAAUAAGGCAGCUUUAAACCCUAAACCAGACCUCUCCUCCGAUCUAUUAAAAGAAGAGUCAAAAGAGGUCAUUGAUAAUGAAGCUAAGCAAUUAUAUGAAGAUUUCCAAAAAUAUGAGGUAGAAAAACAGGAUUCUCCUGACCAAAGUGAAAGGGAGUCAUCUGUUGACAAAUUUAUUGAGAAUCAUGAAAUCAAUAGUUUAUUCCCUUCCAACACCUAACCAAAGGGUCUAGCUGGCUAAUUCCCCAAGCACAUAUUAAAGGUCCCAACCUGACACUUUC